CAGGUGCCUUCAUUCAACGGCUCAAGCUAUCUUCGCUACCCAGGUCUUGCCGGGUCUGCUCUAUCUUGGUUGGACGUACAAAUUACGUUGAAGCCCACGGCACCAGACGGAGUUAUUCUCUACAAUGGCCGACGUUCUGAUGGCGUCGGCGAUUUCGUCGCCAUUUACAUGAGUGACGGACAUCUCGAGUUUACUUUUGACUUAGGAACUGGUGCAGCAACCAUCCGGAGCGCCAAGCGCGCGGCGCUGGGCGCGUGGCACGAGCUGCGCCUGUCGCGCACGGGGCGCUUGGCCGUGCUGCAGCUGGACCGCGAGCCGCCCGCGCAGGCGCUGGCGCCGGGGGCCUUCACGCAGCUGUCGCUGCCACAGAGCCUCUACAUCGGCGGCGUGCCCAACUUCGAGCUGGUGUCCCCCAAGGUCCGCGUUCGAUCCUCCUUCGUCGGUUGCAUCCAGAAGGUGGUGGUGAACGGGCGGCCGCUGCAGAUCGUGUCUGCGGCGCUGGGCGGCGUCAACGUGGACAACUGCCCGCACCCGUGCGCCGCGCAGCCGUGCGGCCGUGGCGGGCAGUGCGUGCCGGAACGCGACUCCUAC
Messenger RNA from Gryllus bimaculatus (two-spotted cricket), 591 nucleotides. Lineage: Eukaryota; Metazoa; Arthropoda; Insecta; Orthoptera; Gryllidae. The record is from the annotation of a GenBank genome assembly.